Molecule: messenger RNA, 3573 nt
Organism: Balaenoptera ricei (Rice's whale)
Lineage: Eukaryota; Metazoa; Chordata; Mammalia; Artiodactyla; Balaenopteridae
Gene: PRPS2
Product: phosphoribosyl pyrophosphate synthetase 2
Exons: 7
Coding region: 106-1062 (318 amino acids)
Biological process (GO): purine nucleotide biosynthetic process; ribonucleoside monophosphate biosynthetic process; 5-phosphoribose 1-diphosphate biosynthetic process
Cellular component (GO): cytoplasm; ribose phosphate diphosphokinase complex
Molecular function (GO): ribose phosphate diphosphokinase activity; magnesium ion binding
Source: RefSeq, a predicted model, not a curated record
CGCUCCUGCCGGUGUCCGCCAGUCGCGCUUUCCAGCUCUCGCCGCCGGCUGCCGUGUUACCGCCGCCUCCGCCGCCCCGCGCCGCUUGGAGCCCCGCGCCUGACCAUGCCCAACAUCGUGCUCUUCAGCGGCAGCUCGCACCAGGACCUGUCCCAGCGCGUGGCCGACCGGCUGGGCCUGGAGCUGGGCAAGGUGGUCACCAAGAAGUUCAGCAACCAGGAGACCAGCGUCGAGAUUGGCGAAAGUGUGAGGGGAGAAGAUGUGUACAUCAUCCAGAGUGGGUGCGGAGAAAUCAACGACAACCUGAUGGAACUCCUCAUCAUGAUCAACGCCUGCAAGAUCGCGUCGUCCUCCAGGGUGACCGCCGUGAUCCCGUGCUUCCCCUACGCCCGCCAAGACAAAAAGGACAAGAGUCGUGCUCCGAUUUCGGCGAAACUUGUGGCCAAUAUGCUCUCGGUCGCUGGGGCGGAUCACAUCAUCACCAUGGACCUGCAUGCCUCUCAGAUCCAGGGGUUCUUUGAUAUCCCUGUGGAUAACUUGUACGCGGAGCCCGCGGUCCUGCAGUGGAUUCGGGAGAACAUCACCGAGUGGAGAAACUGCAUCAUUGUUUCACCUGACGCCGGGGGCGCCAAAAGGGUCACGUCAAUCGCAGACAGGUUGAAUGUGGAAUUUGCCUUGAUUCACAAGGAGAGGAAGAAGGCCAAUGAAGUGGACCGGAUGGUGCUGGUGGGCGACGUGAAGGACCGCGUGGCCAUCCUUGUGGAUGACAUGGCCGACACAUGUGGCACCAUCUGCCACGCUGCGGACAAGCUACUCUCGGCCGGAGCCACCAAAGUUUAUGCUAUCCUUACCCAUGGGAUCUUCUCUGGGCCAGCUAUUUCCAGAAUAAAUAAUGCCGCCUUUGAGGCUGUUGUUGUGACAAACACUAUUCCCCAAGAGGACAAAAUGAAGCACUGCUCCAAGAUUCAGGUUAUUGACAUUUCGAUGAUCUUGGCCGAGGCGAUUCGAAGGACCCACAACGGUGAAUCUGUGUCUUACCUGUUCAGCCACGUCCCACUGUAAAUCCAGGAUGUGAGGUGUGGAAGCAAGCCUGCUCUGGCUUCUGACUUGCGUGCAUUUGUCUGAUUUAUUAGCUUUAGGACUAAGCAGUUAUAUUAAUGCAAAAGCAUCAGAUCUUUGUAUACUCCGAGGUCCACUGGUUUUCCCCCUCUUAAAGCUCUCGACCAUUUAUUUCCAGUUUGGUGGGGAGGGCAGUGGUUAUUUGAUCUUUAAGUGAGCAGUCUUAAAUGAGAAAUGUUUUUGUUAUCUUGAUUUGUUCUGAUAGGUGACCUUUUUUUCCUUUGUUCUGUCACUGCUUUGAGGCCACAACUUUCAAGUUUAUAAUUCCAUUGUGGAAGUUCAUAGUUUAUGUAUUUCAGGGUUACCAAAGGUCACCUCAGAUUAAAGCCUCUGUGUAAAUAUAGAAUGAUAAUGCCUAUGGACAUUUGGGUGAAACCCUGUAGAGAAUUAGCCUUUUGCUUCUAAGUGAACCUUAGAGAAUUUACAAUACCCUGAAUUUUGAGUAUUUGUUUUAGUGAGCAGGUUUCCAAUAAGCCAUUUUGGUUAUUAUGCUUAAUUUGGACCAAAUUUUAUGUAGCUGAAGAUGGCCACUGACACGUUUAUUUCUGGUAAACAUUAGACAUAUCAGAGGCAAUGUAGUUCAGUAUUUUUUUAUUGCCACUUCUAAAAAUCAUAACUGUCACUUCUCUGAAAUACCUUGUUCUAAAAUUCCAAAAUUAUGUUCAGCAAUAGAGCUGACUGAGAAACUGUUUUGAGGUAGUCUGCAAGUUCAGUGUCACAUCCAUGCUGUGUCCAUCCCAGAUACACCUCAUGUCCUGCCAUCUUUUUUUUAAUGUCCUGUUUUUAGCUCUAGCUUUUACUUUGCCUUUUUUCCAAGAGUUUCAUGUUGUGGAUUUCCAUCACAACAAAGACUUCUUCCCUAAGUCCCCUCACAUUUACUAGUCUGAUCUCUGUUUUGCUUUUGACAUGAGAAAAAGGUGAAUUGUUUGUGGGUGCCUCCAAAUACAUAUUUAAAUAUUAUUUCCUUAGUGUUGAUCUCAUGGUCUUUUGCCUUUUGUAAUCACAAGUAGCAAGCGUCCUAGGCAACAGAUUAUUUUAACUAAAGCUGUUACAUGAAAAAUGUGGGUGAGAAAGGCCUACAGAAAAAGGACAAAUAAGGAAACAUUAGUUGCUCCAUGAAGUUAAUGUUCAAAUGGUGGCCCAGGAGUGAUGGUGGAGGGAAGAUAGCUUUAUCCACAGGUGGCUUUUGAUGACUCCUGAGUGAGGCGCCCCCGUCCCCGGUGGCAGGCGGCAAGCAUCAACUCUGAAUUUUCCUAAGUGCGCGUUGGUGGACAACCAACUGAGUGCUUCCGCCCCCAAAGAAGAAAAUGUGCCUGCACAGACAAAGCCCAGGAAUAAUAAAUAACAAUCUCCUCCUUCUGCUGAAUCUCAAAACUUGAAGAGAAGAAAGUCUCUGAUCUAAAUUCUGUGGGUGGAAAAAUGAAAUCUGUUUAAGUUGUUAACAAAUCUGAAUAGCAAUCUUUAAGGUUUCAAACUUCACUACAGCAGAGGGUGAAUCAAAGUUUACAAGUAUCGUUUUAGUCAUUGCAGAGACUAGCAUUUUGCUGUACCUUAAGAGGGCUUUUGAGAAAAAAUCAUAGCGUAGCCUGGUUAGGGUCAGCUAUGCAAUACGAUGGGCUCUAUCUAGACGAGAGUUGAUUUGAGAUAUGUAAAGAGCCUGUUUAGAUGUAUGUAAUUUUUAUUUUUGACAAAUGAGUGAUAUCUGUAUUUCUUGAAAUUUCUAUGCAUAGAGAAAUGAAAAUGUAGUUGUGAACGCACGCAGGUAGACAGCUUGGCAUCCCAGUGUAGACAUGUUGACAAUGACUAAAACCAGUUGAUUUAAAGGUAGUCAUUUCGUCCAAGAUUUAAGAGUCUAACACACAGAGCUAGUUUUAAAAUAAUGAUCUUCAGAUAAAGAUAUAAAAAUCGGUAUUGUCAUUCUCUGAAUUAAGAAUUGAUUGUUUCUAUGGUUAUUUAUCUCCACUUUUGUAUUUUAAAGUACUUCUGGUACAUCUAUCAACUAAAUAGACUAGACGUAGCCCUGCGCAGCAGCAAUGUAGACCUUAACUAUUUUGAUGGUCCAGUUCAAAAAAGAUGAUGAAGACGGCCUUGAGAGCAGCUUAAUCCCAGAACUUGUGCGUCCCUUGCUGCUUAUGUGGAAACAUUUCAGUGAAACCACCAAAUACAUUGGUCCUGUCUGACUCUGCUGCAUGGCGGUUGACUUGGAGUACAUCUAGCCAAAAAGGGGAGCCAGAGAAAUAUGAAUAUACCAAAGUUGCUCAGUUUCCAACUUAAAUUACAUUAACCAGCUUAAAGAGAUUCGUAUUAUAACUUUCCUUUGGUAGAUACGAUGUCAAAUAGAUUCCGGAACUACAUCAUUUGCAGUGCUUGUAUUGGUUUAGAAUAUAGGAUUCGAAGAUCUUCCAACACUGUACUAAAAACAUUUCAAUAAAAUCAUGCUCCUUCUUUCUUUCA